AUGGAAAUGCAGUUUCAAUUUCUUAUCUAUACACUUUUGUUUCUGAGAAUGGAGGCAAUGGAGGGAGUUGAUCUCAUCGGAGUUGGAGAUGAACUCGGUCUCAACCAAACCUUGACCUCUAAAAAUGGAGUCUUUAAGAUGGGUUUCUGGCGCCCUUCAGGAUUGGGAAAAUACUAUUUGAGCAUCUGGUACGCUGCCAUUCCUUUGGAUGAGAGGGCUGUAAUAUGGACAGCGCACAACCCAUGCGCUAAACACUUAUGCAGCCUGGAGCUCUGUCCUAACAGCGGUUUGGUUAUCCAUGGAACAACCUGGAGGAGCUCUGCAAAUAUAACAGGGGUCAAUAUCGCAAAGCUUACAGGCACAGGCAACUUGAUUGUGUUGGGAACAAAUGGAAGUACAAUUUGGGAGUCUUUUGAGCACCCAACAAAUAUUCUUGUUCCAGGCCAAAAACUGAAACCUGGGCAAAAGCUCCAUUCCUGGAUUUCUAGGACGGAUCCUGGGGGUGGCUCUUAUUCAAUUCGAGUACUUAAGGGACAAGGAAUGUUUUUGUACUAUAAUACAUCUCCUAAAUAUGCAAUAAGAACAGAUGGGUUGCCUGGAGAUGUGUAUGGUGAGCUCCUAGAGAACAGGAGGUGCAAUCUUCUUGUUGCCCAUGGCGUCGAUCAUCGCAUUGUCGCAUUUCGUGACAUUCUCAAUACAGCAGAUGCCUCCGCGCCCGCCAGGAUACAUUUUGAUUGUCUCGGAGAUCUUAAGCUUGAGAUCUGGAACAAUGAUUCGUGGUUUUAUUCCUGGAAUCAAACAUUAAUUAUUUCUCCUGAGAGAAAAUCCCCUGCCCCUGCCCCUGCUUCUUCCCCUGUUCCUCUCUCUGCAGCUCCCCCACCGGGCAAGAGCAAAGGGGCAUCAAAACACUUUCUCAUUCCCACCAUAAUCUGUAUUGUGGGUUUUUGUGCAGUGAUUAUAGUUUUAUGGUCCGUGAGGAGGAAAUGCAGAACAAGAUUGAAGGGCUUAAGAAAUGUUGGAUCUGCUGCUCCUACCAGGUUUGAUUACAAGUUUCUGAAAAUGGCCACAAAUAAUUUCAAAGAAGAGCUCGGACGCGGCGCUUCGGCUCCGUUUACAAAGGCAUUCUGGAAGACAACAAUCUUGUUGCAGUGA
This is a messenger RNA of Cryptomeria japonica (Japanese cedar), 1152 nucleotides long. RefSeq names its product S-locus-specific glycoprotein S14-like. The record is from RefSeq and is a predicted model, not a curated record. The transcript has a single exon. Lineage: Eukaryota; Viridiplantae; Streptophyta; Pinopsida; Cupressales; Cupressaceae. Bases 1 to 1152 code for a protein of 383 amino acids.